UACGUAAACUGCGCAAGAGACAAAUUUGUUCUACUGGGGUCGCUGCUGCUGGGCGUUGGAAGAACAACAUACUUAUCUUUGGCUUCCGGCAGGUCUAGUACACAGUGUUUGGCACGACGACAAAACAAGCACAUUCACAGCUGACACUUUGUGUUGUUCGGUGAAGAUAACGUCGACUCGAAGACGAUAAUAGAUUCAGCAGAAGAGGAAACGUGAAAGAAGGCUUCAGUCAAACCCAGAUCAUGGCUGUCAUGUACCCCCCAGGGAAAAAAAUGAGGAAUUCGUUCUACUGGGAUGAAACAGAGUGCCUAAACUACUAUGGGAUGUUGUCUCUGCAUGAGGUGUUUGAAGUAGUUGGAUCUCAGUUAACAGAGACUGAUGUUGAAGUGCUGUCUUUUCUUUUGAACGAAACCUAUUCUGCACCACACCCUCUUGACCCAUCUGGCUGGACAGUUGAACCUGCUGAGGACAGCCCAGAGGAUUCAGGUGUGACACCAAGUCCUCAGCUGUUAAAAGCAUGGAGACAGCUAAAGCCUAAGAGAUUCCAGCAACCCUUAGUGGACUCAAAGCCUAAGAAUGGCCUUGAGCUGUUACUAGAACUUGAGAAGAGAGGAUACCUUAGUGAUGGAAACCUUGAACCACUGCUGCAGCUACUACGAGUCCUCACCCGUCAUGACCUGCUGCCUUUUGUGUCCCACAAGAAAAGGAGGACAGUGUCUCCAGAGAGAGUUGGACAGAGGAACGAGAUUGACAGCACAGACUUGAUGUAUGGAUUACAGCAUACCUGCAGACAAACAGAAAUGCCACUUCCAUCUUUCACACAACAAUUGAGAACUGAUAUUUAUCCAACUGAGGCUGGGCUUUCUAGUACGAGAAGGAGGAAGAGGAGAGGAAAUGGCUGGAGCCGUAGGCCCAAGAAAACAGCCAGAAAGAUCCAGCCACUUGUUCCAGCACCACAGAAAGUGUCAUGUGAUAUUCGCCUACGUGUCCGUGCAGAGUACCUGGAGCAUGAGUCGGCGCUACGUGAUGGUGUCUCCUCAGACAAGCGUCAGCCACUGGAGCGGCAGUUUGAGUUGUUCAGUAGAGCCAACACGCUGCUUCGUGCCAGAGACCUGGGGUCCAUCGUCUGCGACAUUAAGUUCACAGAGCUGGACAACCUUGAGGCUUUCUGGGGUGACUACCUGAGCGGAGCCCUGUUAGAGGCCCUAAAGGGAGUUUUCAUCACAGACUCUCUGAGGAUGGCAGCAGGCUCCGAGGGUGUCCGUCUUCUGAUCAGUGUUGACCAAGAUGACUAUGAAGAAGGCCGAAGAUUGCUAAGGGCCAGGAAAAUUACGUCAUUAAGUAAUGGUGAAUACAUGGAAACUUGUUAGACUUUAAACCCUAAGAUCCUUUCUGUUGUAUUAUAUUAACCUGGAAGAAAAAGAAUAGUAUAGUAAGUAAAGGUUAGGGGUUCAGGCAGAAUUGAGAAGCACUUUCAAGGGGUCCUAUUGUAGUUGCAAUCCAUGUAACCACCACUAGAUGGCAGAACUUACCAUAGGCUGUAUUGAUAGAACCUUUCAUUUUUAAAAAAUAGUCUUAAGUUUGAAUAUAACUAUUGUUUUUGGACAAAUUAUGUACAAUUAUGAAUCGGGGUAAUCUCCAUUCUGAUUCAAGCACAGGUGCUUCUUUGUAAGAUGGCAGGAUGAAAUGGGAUAGAUCAGGAUGCCACUUCUGUCUCUGAAAACAGGAACAAGCAAACCAGUAUCACCUUUUCAAAUGGUAAGCCACUCGUGAUAUUAUCUGUUAUUUAGUAGAUAAAAUGAUGGCAACCACUGACUGCCACAAAGAUGGAAAUGCUGUGUGUGGUGUCACAGUGGCAGACAUAAGUUAUUAAUGUAUCAUAGACAUGCCAAACUCCUGAAUUUAUGUAUAGAUGGUGGGUAUUCACGUGUAAAGAUGGUGCUUUAUAGUUUCAAGUGCAGCUGCAAGGGAAAAAAAGUGCCACUGUUGGGUCCUCUUUUGGUUUUGAUUGAAUAUUUAGAAGAAUUGUGUAAAUAAGAACUUAUUAUUAAAACCAAGAAGUUAAAAGUUUUUCUCUUUUCUAAAAGAAAAAUCAACAAUUAAGGACAAGUGGCUGCUUUCACCACAGUUUGACUUUUGUGUGUAACUUUGGAAAGCCUUGUCCACACAAACGCACCUAGAUAACUAACACUAGAAUUCUUGGCCCUGUGUACCACGAUAACCCAACUUAUGAUUGCUGUGGUCAGUGGAUACAGCGGUUUCCAGUAGAUGACAGCAGUGAUUAGGGAUAGGUCUCAACAGACCAUGGAAGAUUCAUCAUCACAAGCUUGUCAAGAGCUGCCCUGAUAAUGCAGUGGCGACUUGUGUCCGGGCUUCCAACUAGGCCUCGGCAAGUGCUUCUCUUAGUAAGUAAAGCACAGGACAGUGCGUCGGUCAAUAGAAGUGAUGUUGGGGAGAUCAAAAUCAAAAGUGCACAUCCCAGCUCCACUCAGCCCUGCUAUGUAGGCCCAGUAGAGUAGCUCACGGACAGCUGUCUACUCACCCUGCUGGAACUAAUGCCUGGGCUUCACUCAUAGAAGACGAUCAAUAAGGUGCCUCACUCUUAAGUCCCUUCAUACUGGCAUGACUUAAGCAGGCAGACACUGUCUGAAGUAUAGGUCUCUGCAGGGCAGCGUAAGAGAGACCAUGGACAGAUUUCCAUGUUUACUUUUGUGCAUAAAAUAAUUAUUGUAUGUUUGUAUUGUUCACUGAUUCAGGGGAACGUUUUUCUUUAAAAAGGAAAUCUUUAAUUUUGCAAGGGUAGUUUUUUGUUUAUGUGGAAAUCUUUAUAUUAAAAACUAUUUCUGAUGAGUAAUAAAGGUUUUGAUGGCUUCAA
Molecule: messenger RNA, 2875 nt
Organism: Melanotaenia boesemani (Boeseman's rainbowfish)
Lineage: Eukaryota; Metazoa; Chordata; Actinopteri; Atheriniformes; Melanotaeniidae
Gene: dedd2
Product: death effector domain-containing 1
Exons: 5
Coding region: 243-1370 (375 amino acids)
Biological process (GO): extrinsic apoptotic signaling pathway via death domain receptors; regulation of apoptotic process; apoptotic process
Cellular component (GO): nucleolus
Molecular function (GO): DNA binding; protein binding
Source: RefSeq, a predicted model, not a curated record